AGGAGGUCUUUUACAUAUCGCUUUCGAGCUCGCACGUAACACGCACGCGUAUCUACCGCAUUCUUUUUUCUUCCUUCGCGCAGUCGAUUGAACAUAUCUGUCAACCCGCCCCUCCGGCCUAUUACCUCUAAUCAAGAUGAUGCGCCGUGUUCUCGCUCAGCCCGCCGCCCGCCGUGUGGCCGCCGCCUCCAGUGCGCUGGUCGUGUGCCCCCGCAAGGCCUCCACCGUGGCCAUCUCCGUUCAGGGCCUGCACUACGUCGGCACCGGCCUGGCCGCCAUCGCUCUGGCUGGUGUGGGUAUGGGUAUUGGUACGAUUUUCGGCUCCCUGCUGAUCGCCUGCGCUCGCCAGCCGAACCUGACGAAGAUGCUCUUCAACUACGCCAUUCUUGGCUUUGCCCUGACGGAGGCCAUCGGGCUGUUCGCCCUGAUGCUCGCCUUCCUGAUGCUCUUCUCGUAG
Molecule: messenger RNA, 457 nt
Organism: Leptomonas pyrrhocoris
Lineage: Eukaryota; Euglenozoa; Kinetoplastea; Trypanosomatida; Trypanosomatidae
Product: putative ATPase subunit 9
Exons: 1
Coding region: 137-457 (106 amino acids)
Biological process (GO): proton motive force-driven ATP synthesis; proton transmembrane transport
Molecular function (GO): proton transmembrane transporter activity
Source: RefSeq, a predicted model, not a curated record